UGUUUAGUAGCACCCUUUUUCAGUGUAUGGCUGCUUGCUACACACGUGUGACUUGGAUCUAAAAUUGUUUGUUUCACAAAGCUAAAACAGACAAUUGAAAAAUGAGUGAAGUACCAGAAGCAGAGCCCGAAAAGAAAAUUAUUGCGUUUCAUCAGAUGAAUCUUGACGAUCGCUUACUCAAAGCUAUUGCCAAACUCGGCUGGGUGUCUCCAACGCUCAUUCAAGAAAAAGGAAUUCCUCUGUUUUUAGAAGGUAAAGACGUGCUGGCAAAAGGCAGAACAGGAUCGGGUAAGACAGCCGUGUUUGCCAUCCCCAUCAUUCAGAACAUCCUGACAGAGAAACAGACAGCCAAAGAGCAAGUCACUCGUGCAUUAAUCCUUGCACCAACUAAAGAACUUUGUCAGCAACUUCACAAAGCUUUUCAGUCAUUUACCACCAGUUGCUCUCGUGAUGUCAGCAUUGUAAAUGUUGGCUCUCAGACAGCAAUUUCUGGACAAAAAACACUAUUAGCGGCACAUCCUGACAUAAUCAUUGCAACUCCUUCAACCAUAUUGAUCCAUUUGGUGUCUAAAAAGCUUGUGCUGAAAGAUUCCCUUCAAUUCUUUGUUAUUGAUGAAGCUGACUUGGUUUUUUCUUUUGGUUUUGAAGAAGAUCUGAAGAGUGUGCUUGGAUACCUUCCCACUGACUAUCAAUGUGUUUUGACAUCUGCCACUUUGAGUGACGAUAUUCAGAGUUUGAAACAAUUGGUCCUUCACCAACCUGUAACACUGAAAUUGGAAGAACCUGAACUGCCUCCAGCAUCUCAACUUACACAAUAUCAAAUUUAUGCUGAAGAAAAUGAUAAGGCAGUUUUAAUCUAUGCCCUAUUCAAGUUAGGUCUGGUGCGAGGAAAAACCAUCAUCUUCGUUCGAAAUGUUGACCGUUGUUACAAGUUAAAGCUAUAUCUCCAACAGUUUGGAAUCCCGUCGUGUGCUUUGAACGGGGAAUUGCCCGUCAACUCUCGUUGCCAUAUUGUUCAACAGUUUAACGCUGGAAUUUAUGACAUUAUUAUCGCUUCGGAUGAAUCGACAUUAGAAGAUCCCAAUUAUGCUUCCGCCGACCAGUCAAACAAGGGAAAGAGGAAAAAUGAUAAAGAAUCCGGAGUUGUACGGGGUAUUGAUUUUCAGUUCGUUUCGAAUGUGAUCAAUUUUGACUUCCCAUCUGACGUUGAUUCCUACAUUCACCGAGUGGGACGAACUGCCCGGGGUAACAACAAAGGAACCGCCCUCUCUUUCGUUAGUGUCAGAGAGAAGUAUCUUAUGGAACGAGUAGAGGAACACCUUCAAGAUUGGGUUCCUCCCGGCCAGGACUCUGUCUUCAAGCCUUACCAGUUCAGAAUGGAAGAGAUAGAAGCUUUCCGUUACAGAUCCCAGGAUGCUUGGAAAACAGUAACACGAAUUGCUGUCAGAGAAGCACGUUUAGCGGAGAUUAAAUCAGAAAUGAUGCAAUCCAAAAAACUGAGGUCUCAUUUUGAAAACAACCCAAAUGACAUGGGGAUAUUGCGUCACGACAAAGCCCUGCACACUGUGCGCAUUCAAAGCCAUCUAAAAGACGUGCCUGAUUAUAUCAUCCCGCCUACCUUAAGAAGACUCGCUAAGGCUAGCGGCAAUAAAGCGCGCGGGGGCCAAUCCAGCCAUGGCGAAGGACGAACUGGCAAAAAUGAAAAAUCAUUUUUGAAACGGAAAGAUAAUCCUUUGCUUACUUUUGAGUUUGACGGAUUUAAAAAGAAAGCUAGGAAGUAACCUAUUCUCUGUAUAAUUUGUUCUUACGCGCCAUUACAUAAAAGGAUUCGAUAACGUG
Messenger RNA from Daphnia pulicaria, 1839 nucleotides. It is a transcript of the gene Hlc, whose product is annotated as probable ATP-dependent RNA helicase DDX56. The transcript has 7 exons. Gene Ontology annotation, cellular component: nucleolus. Gene Ontology annotation, molecular function: nucleic acid binding; RNA helicase activity; ATP binding. The record is from RefSeq and is a predicted model, not a curated record. Lineage: Eukaryota; Metazoa; Arthropoda; Branchiopoda; Diplostraca; Daphniidae. Bases 102 to 1781 code for a protein of 559 amino acids.